UCUUUACCCUAUCUUCCAGAACCUACACCAGAAACAUCGUCAGAUAUAGAAACUCAAUCUCCAGAGGCGCCUCCACCAAGAACACAAAGCGCACCCCCAUCUGAAACACUUCCGCUAGAGACGCCCCAAACAAAUGACACAAAUAGUUCACGAGCUAAGAAAAUAACUGCUGACAGCAAAAUGGGAUUUACGCCCAAACAUUUAAAGUUAUUUGCAAGCAUAGAAACAGAGGAACUGCAAGGAAACGUCCAGAUAUUGAAUUCACCACAUUAUUCCAUUAUUAGUUCCGAAGACUCCGUCUGCUAUGCAGUACCCAUUCUACAUGUAACUAAUUUUGGAGCAUUUAUCUGA
This is a messenger RNA of Helicoverpa zea (corn earworm), 351 nucleotides long. RefSeq lists its product as uncharacterized. The record is from RefSeq and is a predicted model, not a curated record. Lineage: Eukaryota; Metazoa; Arthropoda; Insecta; Lepidoptera; Noctuidae. The transcript is spliced from 3 exons. The annotation marks the transcript as partial.